Messenger RNA from Hyaena hyaena (striped hyena), 3600 nucleotides. RefSeq names its product ATPase phospholipid transporting 9A (putative) (gene ATP9A). NCBI's taxonomy places the organism in Eukaryota, Metazoa, Chordata, Mammalia, Carnivora, Hyaenidae. Gene Ontology annotation, cellular component: endosome; trans-Golgi network; plasma membrane. Gene Ontology annotation, biological process: retrograde vesicle-mediated transport, Golgi to endoplasmic reticulum; endocytosis; phospholipid translocation. The transcript is spliced from 28 exons. The record is from RefSeq and is a predicted model, not a curated record. The coding region runs from base 165 to 3254 and encodes 1029 amino acids. Gene Ontology annotation, molecular function: ATP hydrolysis activity; ATP binding; magnesium ion binding.
GCGGCUGCUCGUCUCCACGGGAGCAGGGAGGGGCCGGAGCCGAGGCCGGGACGGGAGGAGGUGACAGCCUCCCCGGCCUGGGUGCGGAGGAUCCUCAGGGGUGGAGAACACCGAUUCAAGACUGGCUUGGCGUGGUGGUUUGGGCUCUGGCCCCUCCUGGCUCUAUGACCUUGGGCAAGUGCUGUGAGUGGCUGAGAUGCUGUGGCGGAGGGGAGCCCAGGCCCCGCACUGUGUGGUUGGGGCAUCCCGAGAAGAGGGACCAGAGGUACCCUCGAAAUGUCAUCAACAACCAGAAGUACAACUUCUUCACCUUUCUUCCUGGGGUGCUGUUCAACCAGUUCAAGUAUUUUUUCAACCUCUAUUUCUUACUUCUUGCCUGCUCUCAGUUUGUUCCUGAAAUGAGACUUGGUGCGCUAUAUACCUACUGGGUCCCGCUGGGCUUCGUGCUGGCCGUCACUGUCAUCCGAGAGGCUGUCGAGGAGAUCCGAUGCUACGUGCGCGACAGAGAAGUCAACUGCCAGGUCUACAGCCGGCUCACGGCCAGAGGGACAGUGAAGGUGAAGAGCUCCAAUAUCCAGGUUGGAGAUCUUAUCAUCGUUGAAAAGAACCAGCGGGUCCCUGCUGACAUGAUCUUCCUGAGGACAUCAGAAAAAAACGGGUCGUGCUUCCUGCGGACGGAUCAGCUGGAUGGUGAGACGGACUGGAAGCUUCGGCUCCCCGUGGGCUGCGCGCAGAGGCUCCCCGCCGCGGCCGACCUUCUUCAGAUUCGAUCAUACGUUUACGCGGAAGAACCAAAUAUCGACAUUCACAACUUCGUGGGCACUUUUACCAGAGAGGACAGCGACCCUCCGAUCAGCGAGAGCUUGAGCAUAGAGAACACGCUGUGGGCCGGCACGGUCAUCGCGUCGGGCACUGUUGUGGGUGUUGUUCUUUACACUGGCAGAGAACUCCGGAGUGUCAUGAAUACCUCAAAUCCUCGAAGUAAGAUCGGCCUGUUUGACCUGGAAGUGAACUGCCUCACCAAGAUCCUCUUCGGCGCCUUGGUGGUGGUGUCGCUGGUGAUGGUUGCCCUUCAGCACUUCGCUGGCCGCUGGUACCUGCAGAUCAUCCGCUUCCUCCUCUUGUUCUCCAACAUCAUUCCCAUCAGCCUGCGUGUGAACCUGGACAUGGGCAAGAUCGUGUAUAGCUGGGUGAUUCGGAGGGACUCGAAAAUCCCCGGCACUGUGGUUCGCUCCAGCACCAUCCCCGAGCAGCUGGGGAGGAUUUCCUACCUGCUCACAGACAAGACAGGAACCCUUACCCAGAAUGAGAUGGUUUUCAAACGGCUGCAUCUGGGCACCGUGGCCUACGGCCUCGACUCCAUGGACGAAGUACAGAGCCACAUAUUCAGUAUCUACACCCAGCAAGCCCAGGACCCGCCUGCUCAGAAGGGCCCCACGCUCACCACCAAGGUGCGGCGGACCAUGAGCAGCCGCGUGCACGAGGCCGUGAAGGCUAUCGCCCUGUGCCACAACGUGACCCCCGUGUACGAGUCCAACGGCGUGACCGACCAGGCCGAGGCUGAGAAGCACUACGAGGACUCCUGCCGCGUGUACCAGGCGUCCAGCCCGGACGAGGUGGCCCUGGUACAGUGGACCGAAAGUGUGGGGCUGACCCUGGUGGGCCGGGACCAGUCUUCCAUGCAGCUGAGGACCCCUGGCGACCAGAUCCUGAACUUCACCAUCUUACAGAUCUUCCCUUUCACCUAUGAAAGCAAGCGCAUGGGCAUCAUCGUGCGGGAUGAAUCGACGGGAGAGAUCACGUUCUACAUGAAGGGGGCGGACGUUGUCAUGGCCGGCAUCGUGCAGUACAACGACUGGCUGGAGGAAGAGUGUGGAAACAUGGCCCGAGAAGGACUGCGGGUUCUUGUGGUGGCGAAGAAAUCUUUAGCAGAGGAGCAGUAUCAAGACUUUGAAGCCCGCUACGUCCAGGCCAAGCUGAGCGUGCACGACCGCUCCCUCAAAGUGGCCACCGUGAUCGAGAGCCUGGAGAUGGAGAUGGAGCUUCUGUGUCUCACGGGGGUGGAGGACCAGCUGCAGGCGGACGUGAGGCCCACCCUGGAGACCCUGCGGAACGCGGGCAUCAAGGUUUGGAUGCUGACAGGGGACAAGCUGGAGACAGCCACGUGCACGGCGAAGAAUGCACAUCUGGUGACCAGAAAUCAGGACAUCCACGUUUUCCGGCUGGUGAGCAACCGCAGCGAGGCCCACCUCGAGCUGAAUGCCUUCCGCAGGAAGCACGACUGUGCCCUGGUCAUCUCCGGGGACUCCCUGGAGAUUUGCCUCAAGUUCUACGAGUACGAGUUCAUGGAGCUGGCCUGCCAGUGCCCGGCUGUCGUGUGCUGCCGCUGCACCCCCACCCAGAAGGCGCAGAUCGUGCGCCUGCUCCAGGAACGCACCGGGAAGCUCACCUGUGCAGUGGGUGAUGGAGGCAAUGACGUCAGUAUGAUUCAGGAAUCGGACUGCGGCGUGGGGGUUGAGGGGAAGGAAGGAAAACAGGCUUCCCUCGCUGCCGACUUCUCUGUCACCCAGUUCAAGCAUCUUGGCCGGUUGCUCAUGGUGCAUGGUCGGAACAGCUACAAGCGGUCGGCUGCCCUCAGCCAGUUCGUGAUCCACAGAAGCCUCUGCAUCAGCACCAUGCAGGCUGUCUUUUCCUCCGUGUUUUACUUCGCAUCCGUUCCGCUCUAUCAAGGAUUCCUCAUCAUUGGGUACUCCACCAUUUACACCAUGUUUCCCGUAUUUUCUCUGGUCCUGGACAAAGACGUCAAGUCAGAAGUUGCCAUGCUGUAUCCUGAGCUCUACAAGGAUCUUCUCAAGGGACGACCAUUGUCCUACAAGACCUUCUUGACGUGGGUUUUGAUUAGCAUCUACCAAGGGAGCACCAUCAUGUAUGGGGCCCUGCUGCUGUUCGAGUCCGAGUUCGUGCACAUCGUGGCGAUCUCCUUCACGUCGCUGAUCCUCACGGAGCUGCUCAUGGUGGCCCUGACCAUCCAGACGUGGCACUGGCUCAUGACCGUGGCCGAGCUGCUCAGCCUGGCCUGCUACAUCGCCUCCCUGGUGUUCCUCCACGAGUUCAUCGAUGUGUACUUCAUCGCCACUUUGUCGUUCUUGUGGAAGGUGUCCGUCAUCACUCUGGUCAGCUGCCUCCCCCUGUACGUUCUCAAGUACCUGCGAAGACGGUUCUCCCCGCCCAGCUACUCGAAGCUCACGUCAUAGGUGUGCGCGGGCCGAGGGCGCCACGGCCUCCGCGCCCUCCCGGUGGACCGAGCUCAAGCUGCGUUUUUAUUAACCGCCACCCGUGGACCUUGCAGUAAUGGCUGACACGUGCCGUCGGGACGCGAAGCGGCUGAACGUGCAGAGCCCUGAGGCUGGACACGCGGGGGAGGCUCCCGGGACGCGCCGCCGGCUGCUCGAGCCCCUGGGGACUCCGCCUCGAGUGAAUGUACAUACGUGAAAGCCGGUGGCUCAGCUGACAGGUUUAUACGUGGGUCACUGUGCGAGCCUCCGGCGGCUUGGAUGUUGGUGUCGUGUGAUAAAAGUUCCUCUCCGGUUGCAGAUCGUA